UUUGUACAUUUGCAUUUGAGAGUAGAGGUCGUGUCAUCUGUAUUGUUUGCUGGCGCGAGUGACAAACUACCCCUUGCUUUGAGAUAAGCACAUCGUUUGAUCAUCGCAUUUCCAUGCCGCAUUGACAAUUGAUGCAAAACCUCCCUGAGAGAAGACCGACCCAUAUCAUUGCAAUGUUUCUCCCUACAAAUCGUUGCACAACCUCAGAGUCAAGUCGGUGUUUGGGUUGGAGCAACGAUUAGGAGUUCCAAUGCCCGGAACGAGGACAUAAUCGCAUCUCAAUGCCAUGUUCCCUGGACAAUUCAAACUUGCGCAUCCUCCGGCUGAGGGAGUGACCCUGAUUCCACUCGUCACGGCUGGGCAGUUUCCUAUGCUCGACCCACCGGCACUGCAAUCGACCAGACUGAUGUCCCAGAACAACGCACCCCCAGAGAUUGUGUAUUCGACUCUGGGGUUAUCGGAUGGUGAGUUGGCGCGGUUACUCCAACCAAGCGUGUUCCCCUGGUUCAACGAAUAG
Molecule: messenger RNA, 517 nt
Organism: Periconia digitata
Lineage: Eukaryota; Fungi; Ascomycota; Dothideomycetes; Pleosporales; Periconiaceae
Source: the annotation of a GenBank genome assembly